CCCCAGCAAACCAAGAUGGAGUAUGAGUGGAAACCUGAUGAGCAAGGGCGUCAGCAAAUCCUGCAGCUGCUGAAGGAGUCCCAGUCCCCAGACACCACCAUCCAGAGAACCGUGCAACAAAAACUCGAACUGCUCAGUCAAUAUCCGGAUUUUAACAACUAUCUGAUUUUUGUUCUUACAAAAUUAAAAUCUGAAGAUGAACCCACAAGAUCAUUGAGUGGUCUCAUCUUGAAGAAUAACGUGAAAGCUCAUUUUCAGAACUUCCCAAAUGGUGUAACAGACUUUAUUAAAAGUGAAUGUUUGAAUAAUAUUGGUGAUGCCUCUCCUCUGAUUAGAGCCACUGUAGGUAUUUUGAUUACAACCAUAGCCUCCAAGGGAGAAUUGCAGAAUUGGCCUGACCUCUUACCAAAACUCUGCAGCCUGUUGGAUUCUAAAGAUCGCAACACCUGUGAGGGAGCUUUUGGCGCUCUUCAGAAGAUAUGGGAAGAUUCUGCCGAGAUUUUAGAUAGUGAUGUUUUAGAUCGUCCUCUCAAUAUCAUGAUUCCCAAAUGUUGACAGUUCUUCAAGCACAGAAGUCCAAAAAUAAGAUCUCAUGCUGUUGCAUGUGUCAAUCAGUUUAUUAUCAGUAGGACUCAAGCUCUGAUGUUGCACAUCGAUUCUUUCAUUGAGAAUCUGUUUGCAUUGGCUGGGGAUGAAGAACCAGAGGUAAGGAAAAAUGUAUGCUGGGCUCUUGUGAUGUUGCUUGAAGUUCGAAUGGAUCGCCUGCUUCUUCACAUGCAUAAUAUAGUUGAGUACAUGCUUCAGAGGAUGCAAGAUCAAGAUGAAAAUGUCGCUUUAGAAGCUUGUGAAUUUUGGCUCACUUUGGCUGAGAAACUAAUAUGCAAGGAUGUACUUGUAAGGCAUCUUCCUAAGUUGAUUCCCGUGUUAGUGAAUGGCAUGAAGUACUCACAUAUUGAUAUUAUCCUGCUGAAGGGGGAUGCUGAAGAAGAGAUUCCUGAUAGUGAACAGGAUAUAAGGCCACGUUUUCAUCAAUCGAGGACAGUGGCUCAGCAGCAUGAUGAAGAUGGAAUUGAAGAGGAGGAGGAGGAUGAAAUUGAUGAUGACUAUACCAUUUCUGACUGGAAUCUAGGAAAAGGUUCUGCUGCUGCCCUAGAUGUACUUGCAAAUGUGUAUCGUGAUAAACUUUUGCCACAUAUUUUGCCCCUUUUGAAAGAAUUACUUUUUCAUCAUGAAUGGGUUGUUAAAGAAUCAGGCAUCUUGGUUUUAGGAGCAAUUGCUGAAGGUUGCAUGCAGGGCAUGAUUCCAUACCUGGCUGAACUCAUUCCUCACCUUAUUCAGUGCCUCUCUGAUAAAAAGGCUCUAGUGCGUUCCGUAACGUGCUGGACUCUCAGCCGCUAUGCACACUGGGUAGUCAGCCAACCCCCUGACAUGUACCUGAAGCCAUUAAUGACAGAAUUGCUAAAGCGUAUCCUGGAUAGCAACAAGAGAGUACAGAAAGCUGCCUGCACUGCCUUUGCUACUUUAGAAGAGGAGGCUUGUACAGAACUUGUUCCUUACCUUGCUUAUAUACUUGAUAGCCUGGUCUUCGCAUUUAGUAAAUACCAGCAUAAGAACCUGCUCAUUCUUUAUGAUGCCAUAGGAACAUUAGCAGAUUCAGUAGGACAUCAUUUAAACAAACCAGAAUAUAUUCAGAUGCUAAUGCCUCCACUGAUCCAGAAAUAGAACAUGUUAAAGGACGAAGAUAAAGAUCUCUCUCCAUUACUUGAGUGCCUAUCUUCAGUUGCCACAGCCCUGCAGUCUGGCUUCCUUCCGUACUGUCAACCUGUGUUUCAACGUUGUGUUAACCUAGUGCAGAAGACUCUUGCACAAGCCAUGCUGAACAAUGCUCAGCCAGAUCAAUACGAGGCUCCAGAUAAAGAUUUUAUGAUAGUGGCUGAUUUACUCAGUGGCCUGGCUGAAGGACUUGGAGGCAGCAUUGAACAGCUAGUAGCGCGGAGUAACAUUCUAACACUAAUGUAUCAAUGCAUGCAGGAUAAAAUGCCAGAAGUUCGACAGAGUUCCUUUGCCCUGUUAGGUGACUUGAUAAAAGCUCACUUUCAGCAUGUUAAGCCUUGUAUAGCUGAUUUCAUGCCAAUAUUGGGAACCAACCUAAAUCCAGAGUUCAUUUCUGUUUGCAACAAUGCCACAUGGGCAAUUGGAGAAAUCGCCCUUCAAAUGGGAAUACAGAUGCAGCCUUAUAUCCCUAUGGUGUUGUACCAGCUUGUAGAAAUCAUUAACAGACCCAACACACCAAAAACGUUGUUAGAGAAUACAGUAACAACAAUUGGUCGUCUUGGUUACGUUUGUCCUCAAGAGGUGGUCCCCAUGCUACAGCAGUUUAUAAGACACUGGUGCACCUCUCCGAGAAACAUAAGGGACAAUGAGGAAAAGGAUUCAGCAUUCUGUGGGAUUUGUACCAUGAUCAAUGUGAAUCCCAGUGGAGUAAUCCAAGAUUUUAUAUUUUUUUGUGAUGCUGUUGCAUCAUGGAUUAGCCCAAAAGAUGAUUUCAGAGACAUGUUCUGUAAGAUCCUUCAUGGAUUUAAAAAUCAAGUUGGGGAUGAAAAUUGGAGGCGUUUCUCUGACCAGUUUCCUCUUCCCUUAAAAGAGCAUCUUGCAGCUUUUUAUGGUGUUUAAUCUUACACACUUAAGCUGCAGUCCCAUAAUUAGGGGUCCUUCA
Molecule: messenger RNA, 2716 nt
Organism: Trichechus manatus latirostris (Florida manatee)
Lineage: Eukaryota; Metazoa; Chordata; Mammalia; Sirenia; Trichechidae
Product: transportin-1-like
Biological process (GO): protein import into nucleus
Cellular component (GO): cytoplasm; nucleus
Molecular function (GO): nuclear import signal receptor activity; small GTPase binding
Source: RefSeq, a predicted model, not a curated record